Molecule: messenger RNA, 993 nt
Organism: Vigna umbellata (rice bean)
Lineage: Eukaryota; Viridiplantae; Streptophyta; Magnoliopsida; Fabales; Fabaceae
Source: RefSeq, a predicted model, not a curated record
AUGAGCAUGGACGACCUGAUUGAUAUGAUCAGAGUUUUGCAACAAAAGAUGGACGAGAUGCAACAGCGUCACGAGGACGAGCUGGCGGCGGUUAAGGCCGAUUGUGAGGCCUGGAUAGACCGGGAGCUCGCUGGAAAGGAAGGGGAGGAAGAGCGGGCAAAGGAGAAAGGAAAGGCCGCCGUCGAGGAUCACAUGGAACACAACAGCGAACACGACAUAACUUGGAGGCCGACGGAGUCCGAGGCCGAAGGGAACAAGGCCAAAUCAGUUCACGUGGAGAGCGCCGCCGAGGAUAGGCGGAUGGUGGUGAAGCCGGAGCCUUCAUCCACACUAUUGCUUCCUUUCGCCCAAAACAUAAUGGAUGUUCAGAUUUCGGAACAGUUCAUUGCGCCGCAAUUCAAGAUGAAUGACGGGACCACGGAUCCCGAGGCCCACAUCAAAACAUUUUCAAACACAAUGGCAUUCAGAACAGGCAACGACGCUAUCUGGUGUCGGGCGUUUUCGUUGUCUUUAGAAGACGAAGCACUGGAAUGGUUUACCUCUCUACCCCCCAAUUUCAUAGAGAAUUUCACCGGCCUAAAACGACUGUUUAAUCGGCAGUUUGCGGCCAACAGCACGCAGGACCUGACCGUGUUCGAGUUGGUCACCCUGAAGCAGGGUAAGGAAGAAACAUUGAGAGCGUUUAUGGACCGAUACCAGAAGACCGUCCGACGAGUGAAGGCAUUAAGCCCGGAGCUCGCCCUCCACUACAUCCUCCCGGCGCUCAAGCCCGGACCGUUUAAAGAUAGUGUCUGCCGACGGCCUCCGAAAACUAUGGAAGAGUUAAGGGAGCGUGCGGCGGACGAGAUUAGGGUAGAAGAGAUGAAAUUGUCCUAUAAGAAGGAGAACCAGGAGCUUAGGGGGGAGAGGGCGGACGGGGAAAAGCCCGGCAGUUCGACAGGAAAACCAGGCGGCCACAGGCAGAAGGAACCAAGGCGAGAACCACGUUUUUAG